Molecule: messenger RNA, 1369 nt
Organism: Lolium perenne
Lineage: Eukaryota; Viridiplantae; Streptophyta; Magnoliopsida; Poales; Poaceae
Product: 2-oxoisovalerate dehydrogenase subunit beta 1, mitochondrial
Biological process (GO): branched-chain amino acid catabolic process; response to nutrient
Cellular component (GO): oxoglutarate dehydrogenase complex
Source: RefSeq, a predicted model, not a curated record
CCCGAUUUGCCAAACUAAAUUGCAGGUCCAAGAAGCCAUCAGCUGCGCUUCUCCUCCAAGAGCUGCCUGCGCCCACCUCCCGAUUCUCAGGAGAAGAACCGCUCGCACGUUGCGAAGCUUCGAUGGCCAUGAAGGUUCUAAGGGAGGUGGGGAGGAAGAGGAGCGGAGCGGCGGGGAUCGGAGGGACCAGAGGCUUCGCCGACUGCGCCGCUGCUGCGAUGGGGGUGGCGGAGAGGAGAGAGGGUGGCGGGGGGACGAAGGCGGUGAACCUGUUCACGGCCGUCAACCAGGCGCUCCACAUCGCGCUCGACACCGAUCCCCGCUCCUAUGUCUUCGGAGAGGAUGUGGGUUUUGGUGGUGUCUUCCGCUGCACAACAGGGCUCGCUGAUCGAUUUGGCAAAAAUAGAGUAUUCAAUACACCAUUGUGUGAACAGGGCAUUGCAGGAUUUGCUAUUGGCUUAGCAGCAAUGGGCAAUAGAGCUAUUGCUGAAAUCCAAUUUGCAGAUUAUAUCUUUCCAGCGUUUGAUCAGCUCGUCAACGAAGCAGCUAAGUUCAGAUAUCGAAGUGGAAAUGAAUUUAACUGUGGAGGUUUAACAAUUCGAUCACCAUAUGGUGCUGUUGGACAUGGUGGUCACUACCACUCACAGUCACCAGAGGCUUUCUUCUGUCAUGUUCCUGGCCUGAAGGUUGUCAUACCUCGAAGCCCACGUGAGGCCAAGGGACUGUUGUUGGCAAGCAUUCGUGACCCAAACCCAGUCAUAUUUUUCGAGCCAAAGUGGUUGUACCGUCUGUCUGUUGAAGAAGUCCCUGAGGGGGACUAUAUGCUGCCUUUAUCUCAAGCAGAAGUGAUUCGCAAAGGAAGUGAUAUAACACUUAUUGGUUGGGGAGCUCAACUUGCAGUGCUGGAACAAGCAUGUGAAGAUGCUGCAAAAGAUGGAAUUUCCUGUGAGCUCAUAGAUCUAAGAACACUGAUUCCAUGGGACAAGGAAACAGUUGAGGCCUCUGUCAGCAAGACUGGAAAGCUUCUUAUUAGUCAUGAGGCCCCGAUCACUGGGGGGUUUGGUGCCGAAAUUGCUGCGUCCAUUGCAGAGCGCUGCUUCCUGAGGUUAGAAGCGCCUGUCGCGAGGGUCUGUGGCCUCGACACCCCUUUCCCUCUUGUUUAUGAACCAUUCUACAUGCCCACAAAGAACAAGAUCCUGGAUGCUAUUAAAGCAACUGUAAAUUACUGAGGUGCAGGAGGAAGGUCGUGCUGCUUGUGUAGCACGUUUAUAGUGGAGACAGCAAGCAUUGUGUGUGUAUAUUGCUAUUCUGUAGCCUGAAUAUAUGUCGACAGACCAGCUCAUUUUAUAAAAUAAUGACCCCAAUAAAA